AUGGGCAUCGACCUGCUAGCUACACAAAAUAACAAGAAAAUGGUUAACACCCACCUACCGUUUCCAAAACAUUUAACGGAUAAAUGCCUCUUCAUCUCAGCAGAUCAACUGAAAAACAAAUUGGAUUCAUUAGAUAAACAAGACUUAUUAACUUUUGAUCUGAGGCCGGCUGAUGUAAGAGUUCAACCCUUUUUUGAAAAUUCUGUUCCUAUUUUGCUUCCUACUACUUUAAUGAAAAGAAAAUCAUUUACAUUUGAUCGCGUUCUAGCAACCUUAAACGACUCUGAUAGAAAACGUACGUUAGAAAAGUUGGCUCAAAAUAAUGUUAAUAUUCUCAUAUUUGAUAGUCCUCCUAUCCUAAAUACUAACCAUGUCUCAAUGCCAUGUCAUGAAUUUUCGAAGAAGUUGUUAUUUUCAAAGUAUAAUUUUGACAAUUUAUGGAUUUUAACUGAAAACAUAUCAGAAAUUCAAGAAAGAUCUCCAACCUGGUUCACAGAGUCUGAAAACCCAAAAUGCAAGAAGCAAAGUAAGUUUGACUUGAAAAUAAGUUCGAUGCUCAAUAAUCCAAAUGAAAAAUUGUAUUGUCGAACUGAAAGCAACUCAGAUAAUCUCAGCUACUAUAUCGAUGCUGUUACCAAAAGAGAGCAACAACAUUUUCAAAAUGAGAAGAGCUGUUUGAACUUCCAAAAAGAAUAUGAAAAGUACAUCUUACCUAAUAGUCAAACGAUAAUAGACAAACUUAUACCGAAAUGGUUUCAAAUGUCAGUGCUAAAGCCCAAGGUUGAUAUAGUAUCCCAGUUUCAAAGAAUUGAAGAAUUAGAAAAGAAGAGAUUAGUAAGAAUAAUGAAUAAAGGAAACAACUCCAAAACUUAUCGACGUUCAAGACAUCAUAGUGGAAAUUUUAAAUCGCGCCCUUUAGUGAUUAAGACUCAUCGAAGAUCAUAUUCUCAACCUGAACCUACCAUUUCUAUAAACAGAAGAAUGUGGCUUAAUUCGAUGGAAAAUGAUGAUGAGGAUGAAAAGGAUGCACUUUCAGUGUCUUCCUAUAUCGGAUUUGGUUUUAAAAAUAGAUUUAAGAACAUUUUUCCAUAUGAACAUUCCAGAGUAAAAUUAAAAGGAAAUGGUGUAUCCACUAGUGUUAAUGAUUAUAUUAAUGCUAAUUAUCUGUGUCUACCUAAUUUAAGCGAAUUUUCCUCCUAUGGCAAUGAAAUUACUCAGAAAUCAUCAUUUAAUUACAACAAAGAGAACUUAAAUGUGAGGUACAUCGCGACUCAAGCACCAAUGAAGUCCACCGUCGGAGACUUUUUAUCUUGUAUUUUAGAUAAUGCAAUACCUUUAAUUGUGUCCUUAACAGACUCUACAGAAAAUGGCAUUGAAAAAUGUUACACUUUCUGGAAGGAUAUGUCUUUCGAGGAUAAGAAAGUCAUUGUUUUAGAACAGUAUAACCUGCAAUUUUCUGAAACCCAAAAAAGUAACUUCAUCAGAAUAAGAAAAAUAAAGGUAGUUUCAAAUACUGGUCCACUGAAAAAACAUACAUUCAUUCAGAUACAAUUGACCAAUUGGGCAGAUUUUGGUUCAUCGAUUAACCCCCUGGAACUAAUUCAGUCCAUCAAUUUUAAAAAUGCCUACCUCCAGAGGCUAGUAAAGAGAGGUUAUUUUAAAAAAGGAGAAAGGCCGACAAUUUUAGUUCAUUGCACUGCUGGGUGUGGCAGAACUGGUACAUGGUGUUCAGUGGAUGCAAUUCUUUCAAAUCUAGAAAAUUUUGAAUUUUUAUUUCAGGAAUUUCAAGAGGAGAGAUUAGCCGCUGAUGUACUUUAUGAUCCAGUCAGCUGGACAAUCAACAUUUUCAGAAAGCAAAGGGUAUCAAUAGUUCAAACUGUCAAUCAGUUUAUUUUUAUCUACGAUUGCCUGGUGACCUACUUUAUAUGUGUUCUAAAAAACUACUUUGAAGCUUAUCCAAUGACAAGUUUACUUGAUGAAAUAUUUCAGAGUUCGUGA
Messenger RNA from Naumovozyma castellii, 1998 nucleotides. RefSeq lists its product as uncharacterized. The record is from RefSeq and is a predicted model, not a curated record. The coding region runs from base 1 to 1998 and encodes 665 amino acids. NCBI's taxonomy places the organism in Eukaryota, Fungi, Ascomycota, Saccharomycetes, Saccharomycetales, Saccharomycetaceae. The transcript has a single exon.